Messenger RNA from Saccharomycodes ludwigii, 4275 nucleotides. RefSeq lists its product as uncharacterized. The record is from RefSeq and is a predicted model, not a curated record. Bases 1 to 4275 code for a protein of 1424 amino acids. Gene Ontology annotation, molecular function: protein binding. NCBI's taxonomy places the organism in Eukaryota, Fungi, Ascomycota, Saccharomycetes, Saccharomycodales, Saccharomycodaceae. The transcript has a single exon.
AUGGAUCGUCAAAGUAAUUGUCUUUCUGAAGGUAUAGAAGAAACAAAAGAUUUAUUUUUUGAUGCCAAGAUAAAGUCAAAAACAAUCUUGAGUUUGGACCAUUUAACCAAAAAUGAAACAACAAAAGUUGAUGAAAUAAGUCAAAUCGAUUUCAGGGCACAAAUCCCAAAAUAUAUGUUUAAAAAUUUCAAAUUUUACAUUAGGAAAAAAAAAUACAAAGGAAUGACAAAUUUUGAAGUUUACAAGAGCUUUUCCCCUAAAGUUUCAAUACUCAACACUCAAGAAUUAAAUGAAGAGUUACCGGACUUUUUAAAGGACAGGGCUGAUGUAGAGCAAUACUCUACGGAAGAUUCUGAAUUUGAUCAAAUUAUGGACUAUUUAGAUGAGCUUACCAAAGACGAAUUACUUGAUUUAGCUGAAGUGUAUGUUAUUGUUAACGAUUUUUCCAUUUUUUUUGCAGAUAUAUCAUUCAAUUUACCAGCAAAAAUCACUAGUUGUAUUAAGUUGGACACUUUUAGCGAUAAAGAUCAUGAGGGUGAUAAAUUACUUGUAACGUUAGAUAAUGGAGAAUUAUAUUUGUAUAGCGUCAAUUCUGAGGGCAAAGUUGAUUCAAAAUUAAUUGUCAAUUUGAGCUUUGGACAUAAUCAAACUGCUAGGACUACUUGGAAAAUUCGAUUACAUCCAAAUAAUAAGAUGUUGGCUAUUUAUCAAGAAAAUGGCAAAUACAUAAGGGUAUUUAAUGUAGAUUUACAAAGCAGGGAUGGUCAAACAAUUUCUUUAUUGAAAAAUAUAGUCAUGAAUAAUCACCAAAUUUUAAAUGUUAAUUUUUUUGGAAAGGUGCAUGUUAUGGAUGCUUCUAAGAAUUUUUAUUUUUUAUUUAUUUGCACAAAGUUUGAUGCGGGUGCCAAUAUUUCAAGUUUUAAAUCGAUUGUUAUGGAAUGGAAUUUAUAUGAUUCACCGGUAUAUCACCUUUCUGAGAUUUCUGAGUAUUUGACUCCGAUGGGGCAAAAUAUUACUUUUAAUGAAAAUCAAAUUAUUUCGAUUAAUAAGCAAGGUAAUUUAUCCCUAUAUUGUUUAGAAGAGCUAAUAUCAGCAUCUACAAGUAAUAUAAUCAAAUUGAAUAUGCCAUUUGAUCUGAAUUUGAAAUUUAUCAGGAGUGGCAACAAGUCUUUAUUUCAAAAGUUGCGGGAAAUUUAUUUGGAUGAACUUAUUGAUUUGAGAGACAUGUUUAUUGCUGCUACUGUAAAGGGGAUUAUUUUAUUAGUUUUUUUUAAUGAUGAAAAGAAUUUAACCAAAUAUGCUAUUUUAACCAAAAUCAAAGGCGCAUGUGAUAUUCUGAUAUAUGACGAAGAUGAUGAUGAUAAUGCUAAUAUGGGUGCGUCAAAACACAACUUUUUAAUUAACACAGAUUAUGGGUUAAUCAGUAAAUUCCCUAUUGAUUUAAAUAAUUUGCAAUUUCUAACAGAGAGGGGAUUCCCAGGAGUUAAAGGUUUUCAAAAUGUCGAUAGAAAGUAUUUAAAGAGUUUGUCGCCGAUUUACAGUGGGUUCCCACUGUCUAAGCAAAUUUUCACGGUGCCCACUAAAUACGGUCCUGAAUUGUAUUCAAUAAACGAAAGAAAUGGGUUGACAAGAAUAUAUUAUAAAAGGGAGAUAGUGAACUGUAAAAAUAUGUGGUCGAUUAAUGGUGAUAAUGAUGCUAAAGAGUAUUUAUUUAAAAAUUUCAAUAAUUUUUUUUGGUUUGAAUUAAAGAACGAUGCUGUGAUUGAAAUUAUUCAAAAAACAUUGUUUCUUACUUCCAAAACGUUGAAUUUAAUUAUUUUCACAGACUCUUUUGUUGGCAGUAAAGUUUAUAUAUAUGACUCUGGAAAUUUUUAUGAAUAUGAGGGCUUUUUCGGUUCAAAUAAUAAAAUUGGAGCACUUAAAAAAUGCAGUUUAAUAUAUGACGAUUCGUGUUUGUUACUUUUAAAUUCUAUCGGAGAAUUAUACUUGUAUUCAUUCAGUAGUUUAGAUGAUGAAAGUGCUGCCUUUAAAAUAGACAUUCCAAUUAUGAGCGAUACUACUGUUUUAAAUGACGAGAAGUUGAAAGAUAGUAAUUUAUGCAAAGAAAUAUGCGAUUAUGAAGUUUUUGAAAAUGAUAAAUAUUUGUAUAUUAGUUGUAUAACGCUGGAUGGUAGUCUAUAUUUAAGUACCAAAAAUUGGAAAACCGAAUUAGUUACCAAUGAUUCAGCUUCCCAUCAAUUGUCUCUGGUUUGUGAUAUUGCUGCAAAAAAAAUAGAUGGGAUUUUUAAAAUAAAGUUUUACAAGAAUGAUAAUGAAGUUACAAAAUCAAAUAACCAAGAGGGGAAACUAUGGUUAUUUGCAACCUGUUAUGAGAAAGUGAUUGUAUUUGAUAUUUUUGGUGGAUUGAAAUCCACAAGCAAAUGUAAUCCUAAUGGUAGUAUUAUUUUCCCUUUCCAAGAUGUAUCAUUUGUUUUCAACAAUGAUAUUGAAGGCAAAUCUGAACAGUAUUAUGUUAAUUUUAUGUUUGAAGAUAUAAACAAUAAGUAUGAUUACAUUUAUGCUUUGGCUGUUGAUACAAGGAAUGGACGAACCAUUAUUAAAAAGAUUAAAUGUGGGGAUAUAUUUUCAGGAUAUGAAGAUUUAGGUAGGAAAGCACGUGAGGAGGACAAAUUUGCUAAUUUCGAAAAUGGUUCAUCUUUCCCUUUUAACUAUGAAAUUUUGGAAAAUUGUACUCAAUUCACGAAAUAUUUCGGUAGGAUGGAUUUUAAUUUGAAAAUUUUUUAUAACUAUGAGAAAUUGUAUUUGUAUGAUAAGGAUAGCUUUGAAUUUUAUGAAAUAAAUAUCAAACCUUUAGAAUUAAACACUAAUGGUAUGAAAAGGUAUAUUUUAAAAUGUGAGAUUGAUGAAAAAGGGGAAAAUUUGAUGAUUUUAUUUAACAAUGGGUUUGGUGCUUUCAAUUUAGAUUUAUACAAUGAUUUUAAUGAGGGUUGUAAAUGUUCUUUUAAGAAAUAUAAAACAAUUAAAUAUGAAAGAAUAUUAUUGAAGCAUUUGAUUAUGAAUAAUGGCAUGGCUGACCAAGAUGCAUCAAAGUCUAAUCGCAGUACACCUAUGAUUUUUUCAGAAACUUUUAAUAGGUUGGUUUAUUUUCAAAAAAGUAAAGGAGUUGGGCGUGAAGAUGACAUAAAUUUAUAUUUAUUAAAUUUAAGAACCAAUAAGAUAUCUGUUAGCGGUAGUAGCAAUAGUACUAGUACGAGUAAUGAGAUUUUAAAGUUUAAAAAUUUUCCUAAAAUAUUUAUGAAGUUCCCCUUAAAGAAAGACAACGAAGAGGCCAUUGAUUAUAUGUUUGGCAAUACAGCAAUAACAACUAAAGAAUACAACUAUACCAUAAAAAAGAUGAGCAAAGAAUUUUUUUUAAGCUAUGAUGAUGUGGAAAACAAAAUUUACAUUUUCAGCUUAAAGUAUGGGGGGAGAAAAAGGAAAGAUGGUAGAUUAAAAAAAAUAUGUGAAAUAAAUGAAAUACCAUUUAAACUACAAGACAUCAGCAUACCACCGAAUUCUUUCCCCACUUGUAAUUUUUUGGAAUUUUGGAUUUGUAGCAAUGAAAAUACCGUUCAAUAUUAUCGGAUACCAUUGGAUAGGAAAAGUUUUUUUACAAUCAAUGCCAAAAAGCCUAGAAACACAUAUUUUAUAGAACAGCAUAUCAAGGGCUUAAACGACGGUCUCAGAUAUAUAGAGGCAUUACCUUGUGAUGAUGACAUUGGUUUAACUAGUAAGUCGAGAUGUUUUUUCCGUAGUGGGAAUUAUGAUAUUGGGAUAUUAGAAGUAGAUAAAAGAGAGGAUGUAGUUAGUAAAAAAAUGGGGGGAAAUAUUAGAAUAGAAAUUCAAACCGCCAUUAAUUUUAAUGUUGAAAAUGGGGAUAUUUCUAAGGAAAGGCAGCAUUCUUAUCAUUUAUGGAAAAGUUUGAGAAUUAUACAAAGAGUUCCGUCUGAUAUAUCAGAUAGUAUAAUCAGAAAAGAACAAAAGCUGAAAUAUGAAUAUAAUUUAUAUUUUUACAUUGAUAAUGUUACAAACUCGUUAAUGUGCAGCAGGUACAACUUAAUCAAUGACGAAUUUGAGCAUUUGGACACGGACUGUAGUAUUCUAGAUGAUGAAAAAGGAAAUUGUGGAGAUGAUAUGAAAUCAGCUAUUAUUGAAUAUAAAAUUGAAAAUUACGAUAGAUUGAUUAUAGUUUUUGGAUUGAGAAAAGAUGGGACAAUCUUUAUAACAAGUUUUUAG